Messenger RNA from Lycium barbarum (goji berry), 2239 nucleotides. RefSeq names its product BURP domain-containing protein 9-like. Lineage: Eukaryota; Viridiplantae; Streptophyta; Magnoliopsida; Solanales; Solanaceae. The record is from RefSeq and is a predicted model, not a curated record. The transcript has 3 exons. The coding region runs from base 90 to 2087 and encodes 665 amino acids.
AAUAGGACAGCAUUUUGCAUCAGAGUUCCUCAUGAGCCUAGCUCUAAAUCCUUUGGCAAUUAAUUCUACUGAGUUCAGUUACAACUUCAAUGGAGUUGCAUCACCAUUACUUCUUCAUACUUCUUUCUCUUGCUUUUAUAGCAAGUCAUGCAGCUAAUUUAUCUCCUGAGGUGUAUUGGAAAGUCAAGCUGCCCAACACUCCUAUGCCCAGACCCAUUAAGGAUGCUCUACACUAUUCUGAAGCCUCCGAGGGUGACGUUCACAAGUUGCGCCAACCAUAUGGAAUAGCUAUCAGAUGGUAUCAAGCAGCAAACGAGGGUGAUGUUAAAAAAUUACGCCAACCAUGGGGAGUGGGUUCGUGGUAUCAAGCAGCAAACGAGGGUGACGUUCACAAGUUGCGCCAGCCAUAUGGAGUGGGUUCGUGGUAUCAAGCAGCCACAGAGGGUGAAGUUAAAAAAUUACGCCAACCCUAUGGAGUGGGUUCGUGGUAUAAAGCAGCAAGCGAGGGUGAUGUUAAAAAAUUACGCCAACCAUGGGGAGUGGGUUCGUGGUAUCAAGCAGCAAGCGAGGGUGAUGUUAAAAAAUUACGCCAACCAUGGGGAGUGGGUUCCUGGUAUCAAGCAGCCACCGAGGGCGACGUUCAAAAGUUACGCCAGCCAUAUGGAGUGGGUUCGUGGUAUCAAGCAGCCACUGAGGGUGACGUUCAAAAGUUACGCCAGCCAUAUGGAGUGGGUUCGUGGUAUCAAGCAGCCACAGAGGGUGAAGUUAAAAAAUUACGCCAACCUUAUGGAGUGGGUUCGUGGUAUCAAGCAGCAAACGAGGGUGAUGUUAAAAAAUUACGCCAACCAUGGGGAGUGGGUUCCUGGUAUCAAGCAGCCACCGAGGGCGACGUUCAAAGGUUACGCCAGCCAUAUGGAGUGGGUUCGUGGUAUCAAGCAGCCACCGAGGGCGACGUUCAAAAGUUACGCCAGCCAUAUGGAGUGGGUUCGUGGUAUCAAGCAGCCACAGAGGGUGAAGUUAAAAAAUUACGCCAACCCUAUGGAGUGGGUUCGUGGUAUCAAGCAGCAAACGAGGGUGAUGUUAAAAAAAUACGCCAACCAUGGGGAGUGGGUUCGUGGUAUCAAGCAGCAAACGAGGGUGAUGUUAAAAAAUUACGACAACCAUGGGGAGUGGGUUCCUGGUAUCAAGCAGUCACCGAGGGCGACGUUCAAAAGUUACGCCAGCCAUAUGGAGUGGGUUCGUGGUAUCAAGCAGCCACCGAGGGCGACGUUCAAAAGUUACGCCAGCCAUAUGGAGUGGGUUCGUGGUAUCAAGCAGCCACAGAGGGUGAAGUUAAAAAAUUACGCCAACCCUAUGGAGUGGGUUCGUGGUAUCAAGCAGCAAACGAGGGUGAUGUUAAUGAAAACCUCCCAGUCACCCCUUACUUUUUUGAAACAGAUUUACGUCAAGGGAAAAAGAUGAAUCUUCCAUCUCUCAAAAAUUAUAAUCCUGCUCCCAUUUUGCCUCGCAAAGUUGCAGAUUCCAUCCCCUUCUCAUCAGACAAGAUUGAAGAAAUUCUAAAUCACUUUUCCAUUGAUAAGGACUCAGAGGGGGCUAAAAUGAUCAAGAAAACUAUCAAAAUGUGUGAGGAGCCAGCGGGUAAUGGCGAGAAGAAAUAUUGUGCCACUUCCUUAGAAUCAAUGGUUGAUUUCACCUCAUCUUAUCUGGGAACAAAUAAUAUUAUAGCACUUUCCACUUUAGUAGAGAAGGAAACUCCAGAGGUGCAAAUAUAUACCAUCGAAGAAGUGAAGGAGAAAGCAAAUGGCAAAGGCGUGAUAUGCCACAAAGUGACUUACCCGUAUGCGAUACAUUAUUGCCACAGUGUAGGAAGCACAAGGACCUUUAUGGUCUCAAUGGUGGGUUCUGAUGGAACAAAAGUUAAUGCAGUAUCAGAGUGUCAUGAGGAUACUGCACCCAUGAACCCUAAGGCAUUGCCUUUUCAAUUGCUCAACGUUAAGCCAGGAGAUAAACCUAUUUGCCAUUUCAUAUUGGAUGAUCAGAUUGCCUUAGUUCCUUCUCAAGACGCAACUCAAGUGUCUGAAAACUAAUAUGGAGAAAGUUCAGUCAUCUUAUGUAAUAUAAGUUGCAGCGCUUUGCAUAAUAAUAAAUGCCGUGAUGCAAGUACUGUUUAACUUUGUUAAUCACGGUUAAUCUAGUAUGAUGUAUGUAUGUGUUAAUGGAAGUAAUUGGUAUUUUAGUA